UUCAGGCAACCUUGAUCUUUUAGUCCAGCAGAUCCAGAUCUCCCUCUGCAGACCAAGACUGAGGACACAUCACUAAAAUCAGCUUUAUGCUGUUCCUACAGCUAAUGCCUUGAAGUGAAUGGCUGUGGAAAAUGUCUCUUCAGUGACUCAGUUUAUCCUUAUGGGAUUAACAGACCGACCUGAGCUCCAGCUGCCCUUGUUUUUUCUGUUUUUGGUGAACUUUGUGGUCACUGUGGUGGGGAAUUUAAUUUUACUUAACCUUAUUUGCUUGAAUUCCCACCUUCACACUCCCAUGUAUUUUUUCCUCUUGAAUCUGUCCUUCAUUGAUCUCUGCUAUUCAUUUGUCUUUACCCCCAAAAUGCUGAUGAGCUUUAAUUCAGAGAGGAACAUCAUCUCCUUUACAGGAUGCAUGGCUCAGCUAUUUUUCCUCUGCUUCUUUGUCAGCUCUGAGUGCUAUGUGCUGACAGCCAUGGCCUAUGAUCGCUGUGUGGCCAUCUGUAAGCCCCUGCUGUACACUGUCACCAUGUCCCCUCAGGUGUGUUCUCUGCUGAUGUAUGGUUCAUAUGUGAUGGGGUUUGCUGGUGCUAUGACUCACACAGGGUGCAUGAUCAGGCUGACAUUUUGUGAUUCCAACAUAAUCAACCACUAUAUGUGUGACAUCUUGCCCCUUCUCCAGCUCUCCUGUAGCAGCUCCUAUGCCAGUGAACUUGUGGCUUCCAUUAUUGUGGGUACAGUUGUCAUAUUUUCUAGUGUCAUUAUCUGUAUAUCUUAUGUUCUGAUUCUUUUCAAUAUCCUUCAAAUGUCGUCAGCUACAGGCUGGUCCAAAGCCUUUAGCACCUGUGGUUCCCACUUAAUAACAGUUGGACUUUUCUAUGGAUCUGGGCUUCUCACUCACAUCAAGCCAACAUCUGCUGGGUCCUUGGGACAGGAGAAGUUUUUCUCAGUGCUUUAUACCAAUGUAGUGCCCAUGCUGAACCCCCUCAUCUAUAGCUUGAGGAACAAGGACAUGAAACUUGCUCUGAAGAAAACCCUACAGAAAAUAACAAAUAGAGCAGAACCAGCGGUGCUGCCUUAA
Molecule: messenger RNA, 1075 nt
Organism: Choloepus didactylus (southern two-toed sloth)
Lineage: Eukaryota; Metazoa; Chordata; Mammalia; Pilosa; Megalonychidae
Product: olfactory receptor 143-like
Exons: 1
Coding region: 119-1075 (318 amino acids)
Biological process (GO): G protein-coupled receptor signaling pathway; sensory perception of smell
Cellular component (GO): membrane
Molecular function (GO): olfactory receptor activity; odorant binding; G protein-coupled receptor activity
Source: RefSeq, a predicted model, not a curated record